AGGAAAGCAAAGCCAAAUCAAAAUUACCAGAAUAUGAAGGUUUAACAGAAAAAUUCAAUCUCAUCAAAAAAUUAGGAGAAGGUGCUUUCUCUCAUGUAUAUAAAGCCGUGAAUAAAACGACGGGUGAAUGCGUGGCAAUAAAAAUUGUUCGUAAAUUUGAGUUGAGCCAAAUUCAGGUAAAACCCAUUUUUUUUUAAAAAAAAAAAAAAGUCUAAUCGCAUCAUGGGGACAUUUUUUGUAUAACCUUCUAAACACAAACAUUAUAAUUUAGAAAGCAAGUGUAUUAAAAGAGGUACAAAUCAUGCGUACAUUAAAUCAUCCUUCCGUCAUUAAAAUGCUAGACUUUAUCGAAACCAAAGAAUACUUCUUCUUGGUAUUGGAAUUGAUGGAUGGCGGAGAGAUCUUUCAUCAAAUUGUGCAGCUGACCUACUUUAGUGAGGAUUUAUCUCGUCAUUGUAUACGACAAGUGGCAGAGGGUAUUCGUUACUUACAUGAAGAACGUGGGGUAGUCCAUCGAGACAUCAAACCCGAGAACAUCUUAUUUCAAUCCAUCCCAUUUAUGGAACGUAAAUCAACGACAGCACCCACCGUAGCGGACGAAGAAGAAGAAAAGGAAGAUGAAGGCGAAUUUGUGGUGGGUCAAGGAGGCGGUGGUAUUGGCCGAGUGAAAUUAGCCGAUUUCGGUCUUUCCAAAGUGGUUUGGGACAAACAUACCAUGACCCCUUGUGGUACCGUUGGUUAUACAGCGCCAGAAAUCGUACGCGAUGAACGUUACUCCAAGUCCGUUGACAUGUGGGCGUUGGGCUGUGUACUUUAUACCAUGUUAUGUGGGUUCCCUCCCUUUUAUGAUGAAAGCAUCUCUACCUUGACACAAAAGGUGGCAAAAGGACAUUAUACUUUUUUGAGUCCUUGGUGGGAUCAUAUCUCGGAAGAAGCCAAACAUUUGGUCAAACAUUUAUUAAAUAUUAAUCCCAAGAAACGGUAUACCAUUGAUCAGUUCUUGGCGCAUCCUUGGAUGAAGACUUCAGAGGAACCUACCGUCAUGACAACGACGGCAGGUUCACCAGCGAUUUUGAACCCUCCUUCUACUACCACGUCUGUAGCGGUAGAAACCAUUUCCAUCACUCCUUCAUCUACAACACCCAGUCAGACGAUACCGAUUGCUGCAUCUGGAAAGAAUCAUAAACGAAAAGAUUUGUUCAUGUCGGGUAUUUCUUCCAUGAAGGAAGUAUUUGAUGUUUCGUAUGCUGUGCAUCGCAUGGGAGAAGAACGAGCACAACGUAAAGAAAAUAAAAAGAAACCAGUACAAGAAACGAGUCGAUUGAAGGUAUUUCAUGCGCCUUUAAAUGAUGAUGAUGAUGAGGAGGAGGAGGAGGAGAUGGUGCAGGAUGAUUCAUCGAAUACGAGUUCAUCGGAUGAUAAUAUUGAUUCGUUAUGCACGCAUUUGGAAGAUGCACAGAUAAAGAAGAAACCGAAUGAUAAUUUGUUGAUCAAGAAAUUAGCGGGACGGUUGAAUGAUGCACCGCCUGUGGUGAAUCGUAAAGCUAAAAAAUCCUUUGAGUUGAAUAUGGGAAAAGCGACCUUGUUAGGAAGAAGAAAAAAUGUGCCUACACUGUAGUUUUUUUUUUUUUUAGUUAUUAUUAUUCCCCCCCUCACUUAUUGUAUAUCUUUUUUUUUUUUGAAACAUAUUCUUAUUGUCUAAAACCCUUUCCCCCCCUCUCUCUCUUUUUUUAAUGAUUACAUCAUAUUUUGCAGAAAAAAAUAAAAAGGGGCACGGAAGGGGAUUGCUCCCCCCCUUUUUUAUAAAAAAAAAAAAAAUCGUUCAAGCUUUACCCAUGAUGCAACUUCAUCCCAUGUCAAACAGAGUGUUACAAGUCCUUUUUUUUUUGGAUAUGCACACUAUUCAACGUGAUCU
This is a messenger RNA of Mucor mucedo, 1915 nucleotides long. RefSeq names its product kinase-like domain-containing protein. The record is from RefSeq and is a predicted model, not a curated record. Gene Ontology annotation, biological process: protein phosphorylation. Gene Ontology annotation, molecular function: ATP binding; protein kinase activity. Lineage: Eukaryota; Fungi; Mucoromycota; Mucoromycetes; Mucorales; Mucoraceae. The transcript is spliced from 3 exons. The coding region runs from base 302 to 1618 and encodes 438 amino acids.